Molecule: messenger RNA, 6282 nt
Organism: Mugil cephalus (flathead mullet)
Lineage: Eukaryota; Metazoa; Chordata; Actinopteri; Mugiliformes; Mugilidae
Exons: 4
Coding region: 1035-5228 (1397 amino acids)
Biological process (GO): regulation of transcription by RNA polymerase II
Cellular component (GO): nucleus
Molecular function (GO): DNA-binding transcription factor activity, RNA polymerase II-specific; RNA polymerase II transcription regulatory region sequence-specific DNA binding
Source: RefSeq, a predicted model, not a curated record
GGAGGUGGGACUCGACCUGCUCCUGGGGGCUCUACCCGGAACCAUUAUGCAGACAGGAACCUACCAUUUCACCGCUAGCAGCAGCAUCGGAGGAGCCGUGGUCUGCGGAGGGGGACGCGGAGCGGAAGGCAGCAGCGAGCCCACGAGAAAACACGGGAAAACACGACGGAAACAAAACAAAGGCGCAGCGGCGCGGCCGAAGAAGAAGAAGCCGGGCGCUGAGCCGCAGACACCGGAGACCAAACGGAGGCUGAACGGAGACUAAACGGGGCCGGGGAAUAGCGGAAAUAGUUUUUUUUUUUUUGUUAGGGAGUAGAAAAAAGCCGAUGGAGAGCCAGGCCUUCCACAGUGUUUUUCCGUGGAUGAAGAAAAAGGCCCCGGUGCCAGGCCGUAGGGUCCCCGCUCUCCACGGUGCCUCCACCCGGUCACCGCCGCCAUCCUGAGCCGCUCCCUCCCUCCGAGCCCAGACGUCGGGUUGCCCGCCUGAAGGCGCCGGUUCUCGGCGUAGAAAGCGGACCGUCCUCCUCCUCCUCCUCCCUCCAUCCUCCAUCCAGAGCCGGGGAUCCAGACUGUGGAUCAGCCGGCUCGAAGACGAACUCCAUGACGGGACAGAAGCGAUGGUCGACACCCCACUAAAAUAACGGACACACUCCACCUCAUGUAAUGGGACACUUUAAGGAAACACUACAGACUUUUCUUUUAUUAUUAUUAUUUUUUUUUUAAUAUAAUUUAGUAUUUUGCCUAUUUAUGACCCCGUUUUUCUAACGCCCGCCCCCCUGAAGCACUUGAAGGCGUCUCUCUUGAAUGGAGAGUAUUAGCGAAACGUCGAUGUGAGGUAAAUCCCGCCUCGACUCUCGGUGGAUUACGGCGGCUUCGUCGGACCCCGUCUCCGAAAAAAAAACAAAAACAAAACCAGGACCUUAACAGCUCGAUAAAGAGCUCGACGCUGCUUCCAGCAUCCGACACACACACACACGGGGAGGGGGUAGUUGUGACCCCCCUUUUAACGCUUGAGCCACAGCUGAAACCGGGAGAUGUUUCAGUUCAGCAAGUACCCGAUGGACAUCCUGGAGAUGCUGAGCGGACACCAGGCCCACCAGUUCAAAGGCCUGGGCCUGGAGAGGCAGCUGAGCCACCAGCAGCAGGUGCAGCUGCAGCAUCAGCAGCAGCUCCAGCAGCAGCACCAGCCGUCGGCCGAGAGCUCGGGCGGCCUCCUGUCCGGCCUCGGCCUCGGCUCCCUGCAGAGCUCCCGGACCAACGCGUUCGCCGACUCCUCGUCGCUGUUCGCCAAGAUGGGCGCCCCGCCGCCGCCGCCGCCGCCGUCCAUCUCCCACCAGAGCCAGUCCUCGUCGUCCUCCUCGUCCCACAGCUCCAGGAAGUCGAGUAAGAUCAGCGGCGGCGGCGGCGGUGGCGGCGGCGGCGGGAGCUCGUCGUCGUCGUCGUCGGGGUACCCCCAGUUCCUGCGGCCGUUCCACCCGGCGGAGGCGGCGCUGGCUCAGGAGCAGCUCCACUCGGGGAUGGGCCGGUUUGACUUCGGCGGGAGCGGCGGCGGGGUGGUCACGCCCGCGCCGCCUCCUCCCCUGCACCCCGGUCUCUCCGUCCCCCAACCUUCCCCCGGGCCCUCCUCCUCCUCGCCCUCCCCCUCCACGUCAACGUCGGCCUCCAACAACCCCUCCAGCAGCACUACGGUCCCCCUCGUCGGCCAGUCGGACCCGCGCAGCCUCCACCAGCAGUUCAGCUGCAUGCUCGCCGCCAACCAGUACUUCCUGUCCGGCGUCCCCACCAACAGCAGCCUGGAGCAGUUCCUCGUCCAGCAGGGCACUCACAACCACUUGGGCCUGGGCCUCGGCCAGGGCGCCGCGGACUCGAACUCGGCCCUGGCCCCGCCCCCCGCCCUCCACUCCUCCCACGGCCACAGCCACACAGCCCCGCAGCCUCAGCAGCAGCAGCAGCAACUCACCCCUCACGCCUUAUCCCACCCGCACAGCCACGCCCACCACCCUCACCCGCUGCACCCGGCGCCCCAGCCGGCCCCGCUCGGCGGGUUCGACUUCCAGGGCAUCCCGGUCCUUUCCUCCAACCAGAUCGCGUCGCUGAUGCAGCAGGAGGCGGGGCUCCCCCUCCCUUUGCCCUUGCACCUGUCGCUCUCCAAAGACGACGCGGCCAAGUCGGGCGACAGCUCGUCGUCGGUGUCGAGCGGCGGCGGCAGCAGGAGGAAGAAGGCGAUGGCGGGCUACCUGCCUCAGAGGAAAGCCGAAAGUAGCAGCCACGGCGGCGGCGGCGGCGUUAGCAACUGCCACAACAGCAGCUCGAGCGGACACGGUCCGAGCUCCUCGUCGGGCCUGGUGGGAGGAGGAGGCGGGUCCGGCGCCGUCGGGCUGAGUGGCAUCGGCGGCGAGCCACAGCAUUCCUCCCUCCUCUCGUCGUCCUCGCAGCAGCAGCAGCAGUCGUCCUCCGCCGUCUCCUCCUCCUCCUCCUCGUCUGCGCCUCCUUCCUCAAACUCCACCUCCGUGCUCGUAGCCAACGGCAACCAGCAGCUGUCCAAGUCCCAAGAGAGUCACAGCAACAACGGCAGCAGCUCGGGUUCGGGGCAGCCGGAACCGGAGUCGCUCUACCACUGCGGCGAAUGCGGCAAAACCUUCACCCACCUCUCCAGCCUCCGGCGGCACCUCCGCAGCCACGGGCUGACGCCGGAGAGCCAGAGCAGGAAGUCGGACUGCAACUCUCCCAGCCCGGAGAGGAUAUUCUGCUGCGGCGAGUGCGGGAAGAGGUUUAAAAAGAGGGGCCACCUCAUCCAGCACAGCGUCACGCACUCGGAGAACCGGCCGUUCGUCUGCAGCAUCUGCCAAAAGUCCUUCAACCGCCGCGAGUCGCUCACGAGGCACGAGAAGAUCCACGACGAGAAGCCGUUCCGGUGCCCGGCGUGCGGCCGCUGUUUCCGCGAGAGCACCUCCCUGCUCAACCACGCCGCUUCGGGCGCUUGCGGGAAACCUCCGCGAAGCUCGAAAAACCGAGGCGGCGGCGGCGGAGGAGGCGGAGGAGGGAGCGCGUCGUCCUCGACGUCGUCGUCAAACCCGAGCGGCGGCAAAAUGGGAAGCGGCAGAGACGGCGUAGGGAUUUCAAAUAACGCGGCGCCAAUAGCCACGGAAAAGUACGCGACGGAUUAUUCCAGGAGCCGCUACCAGAGCCAGUCGCCGUACAGCAGCGGCGUCGACGACUACAGGCGGCCGCAGCCUUCGUCGUUGUACUCCUCGGAGAGCGCGUUAGCCGGCGAAAUGUCCAGCCAAACUCUGCGUAAAGCCCCGUUAGCCCCAACUCUCCACCCCCACCCACAGAGUCAGCACCACCACCACCACCAACAACAACAGCAACCUCAUCUUCCUCUCUCCUCCCUGUUGGAUGAUUCGGAGGACGAGGUCACGAGCAGCGCCAUGUCGGCCAUCGCCGCCGCCGCCGCCGCUUCCUGCGACAUAAACACCGAGAACCGUGAAGGGGAGCGGCGGGACAUCAUCGGCGGCCUCCUCGGGGGGUUGGGGUUUGGUAACCUGGGCGGCCCCUCGUCCACGUCCGCCCUCAACGGCUCCACCAUCCCCCUGACCCACCCCAGCCACCAGCCCCACGCCAAACCCCGGCGGCCGAGGAAGCCCCGGGAGAAGAGGGACCCGAACACCAUCGUGAGGCGGCGGAGGAGCCCGGCGCCGCCCGGCGACGGCUCCGAGCGGCCGUACGGGUGCCACAUCUGCGGCAAGCGCUUCAGGCGGGCGGAGACGCUGCGGCGCCACAACCGCGUCCACACGGGGGAGAAGCCGCACGCCUGCGACGUCUGCGGCAAAAUGUUCCGCGAGCCGUUCCACCUCACCAAGCACCUGACCGUGCACUCGGGCCAGAAGAACUACAAGUGCAACCUGUGCGGGAAGAUGUUCGCCUACGCCCAGAGUCUGGUGAGGCACGGGAAGCUGCACAGGAAGGGCGAGAUCGACAACCAGGGGCGGAGGAUCAAAGGAGCCGCCGCCGCCGCCGCCGCCGCCGCCGCCGCCAUCAGCCAAGUCGCCACCUCCGGAAACGCCGACUACUUCUCCUCCUGCUCCCAGGGGGAAAAGUCUCCGACGUCCGGCACGCCGUCGCAGAGGCUGUACACCUGCACCGUGUGCUGGAAGUCCUUCCGCCACUACUUCCACCUGACGGCGCAUCAGCAGACGAUCCACGGCGGCGGCGUCGGGCUGGAGAAGUCCUUCCGCUGCGAGGUGUGCAGCAAGGCCUUCGCCUACUCCAACAGUUUGGUCCGGCACAAGCUGUCUCAGCACGGCAUCGACCGCGGCGGCGGCCAGCGCGCCGACCAGACUCAGCCCUCGGUUUACUCGCCGGUCUUCUACGAUUCCGCUUCGGGUACCAACUACGCCGGGUCGUCCCACAUGCAGCAGCAGCAGCAGCAGCAGGGCGGGGCUACAGGUGGGCAGCAAAAGCACCGAAAGAAAAAAAGGCGCGUGGUGAUUCACAGCAUCAUGAGGGACGGGAAGCUGGUGGGCGUCCCGCUGAGUAAGGACACUCGCCGGAAGCUGAUGGUCCUGCGCAAGAAGAGGGGCCGGAUGCAGGCGCAGCUCAACAGGAAGAAGCUCCUGGCGCAGCUGAGGAUCAAGGGCGGCGGCGGCGGCUGCGGCGGCGGCGGAGACACGAGGGUGAAGUCGUGGUGCGGCGGCGCCGUCAGGGUCACGGGCCUCACGUCCAUGGACGUCCCCCUCAAGCGCUUCCCGUGCCCCAUCUGCCCGAGCGCCACCUACGCCAAGCACGGCUCGCUGCUGGUGCACCACGCCGUCCGGCACCCGCCCGGGAACGCCGGCCGCCGCGCCCGCCUCCGCUGCCAGGUGUGCGGGCGGCGAACCGGCUCGCUGCACAAGGCGCUGAAGCACCGCGGCCGGCAUCUCAGACAAGCUGCAUUCCAGUGCCACCGGUGUCGACACAGUUUCUGGAACCAGCGACUCCUGGCCCGGCACAAGUUCUCCUGUCGGGGGGCGACCUCCUCCUCCGCCUCCUCCGGCGCCGGCGGCGGCGGCAUCAGGGCCGGGAGCUGGGGUCCGACCAAGACGAGACCGUCGCAUACGCCGCCGCCGCCGUCGUCGUCGUCGUCUCAGUCGGACAGCGACCACCACCACUCCCCGGUCCGGAUGCUGGAGGUGCCGGCGCUGGUUCAGCCCGAGAGAUCAACGGUUCUGACUGAGUACAGUCAGUGAAAAAACACAAAAGAAACAAAAACACACAAACAGUUUUUUCUAGAUGAUUAGAUUCUUUUUUGAUGUUUAUUUUUUUUAAAAUAAUCCGAGAAAAUGUGCAAGUGAGCCGGCGAGUUUUUAACAAAAAAAAAAUAAAAAAAUUUUAAAAAAAAGACAAAAAAAAUAAAUAAAAGAAGAAGAAGAAGAAGAGAGUUGGGGGAGAGAGGUUUGUUCUCCCUGAACAAACCAGAACGAAAGAGGUGGUCGAUAAAUUAAUUUCAAAAAGGCCCAAAAAUCUCUCGUCUUUCCCCAAAUUUUUUAUUUUUUUUUAAGUUUUUUAAAUUUUUUUUAGCCGCACCAUCAUCUCCUCGUUUUUAUUUCGCAGCUCAUCCAGAAAAACACUAUCGUCCUCGUCUCUUAACUGUGUUUAUUCACCUCAACUCAACAUGAAUUUGCCCUCAAUAUAACUUUGUCUCUUAAAACUCGAAAAGGAUUUUUUAAAAAAAAAGGAAAAAGGAAGUGGCUUGUUUUUUUAAAUGUACACUACUUUUUUUUUUAUUUUUUGUUUUUUUUAAAAAAGCGACAGAGAGAAAGAAAGAAAAUCAUGACUCGAGCUGUUAAACAUGUUCAGGAUUCGAAAAAGGAACGACUGACAUAAGUGUACUGUACAAUUAGUAUUAUAUUUUAUUAUAUAUUGAUUAUUCGCUGUUUUCUUUUUUAAAAAAAAUAAAAUCAUUUAUCACUGUUGGUCUUGUACGGGAGGGAGGGAACGAGUCGGGGGAUUAUCUUUGUAAAACGGUGGGUUGAGUAUAUGUAUCGAUGUGAUUUCAUUUCUCCUCCUUUAACCUUUCCCACCUUCAUCGCCACAGAAAUUACGCCCCUAUUAUUUUAUUUUAUUUUAUUUUAUUUUUGUGUACACAUAGUUCAUUACUUAGGUCCUGUCCAGACGUUUUUUUUUUUUUUUUUGUUCCUGUAACUAAAACAUGUAAUAUUAUUACUAAAUUACUAUCCUUUCUCUUUGCCUAAAAGUGAGUUGUUGAAAACCCUCAAAUAAAAAAACAAAAUUGAAAUGUUA